CACGUACAGUCGCUGAACCUUUCCUUCCCCGUUUCAUUUGAUUUGACUACGGGGGUCUGUGGCGCGCCAGAAUUUUCUCACUUGCUUAACAAAAUGAUCGCGGUGGGUGCUACUACUACUUGCCAGUUCAAAGCUUCAAACCAGCUGGGUGACUAGACCUUCCACGAAGCGAUCCAUCGCGCUAAGCUAGCUUAGCUGCUCUCGCUCUCGCUCUCCCCGCUGCCUUUAUAUAAACGACCCCGUCCAAAGAAAGAAAUCCAGCAAUCAAUCAUCGCAUCCCUCGGCAGAAUUCCCCUCGCCCAUCUCGCGCCCAUUGACCCCCAGCGCGCGCGGCUACGAAAAGGAUGAAGCAGGAUCAGAAGGGAGACGGCGGCGGCGGCGGCGGCGGGGGAGGGGGGAAGAAGCUGGGGCGGUGGCUGGGGGCGCCGGUGCGGGCGCUGUCGCGGGCGUGCGACUCGUACGUGCGGAAGAUGUCGGCGUGCGCGGGCCACAUGCCGGCCCAGUACGCCGGCGCCGUGGGCCGCGGCGGGUUCGGCGGGCCGGGCUCCAUGAACGCGGCAGCCUUCAGCUCCCGCUCCACGCGCCGGGGCGACGACGCGGAGGUGGCCGAGCUCGUCCGCGCCAUGUCCCAGCGGUCUGCGGCGCGCGCGUCCCCGGACACGGCGGCCGCGGCGUUGCCCGUGAGGAGCAGGAGCGUGGCCGUGGGGCGGAUCGACGAGGACGCGCCCGUCGAGUUCGGCGCCGACGCCGGGCGCGUCGGCCUGCCUCCGCCCGCCGUGCGGAGGAGCCGCAGCGUCGCCGUGGGGGGCUUCCCUCCGCGCUCCGGCGGGUUCGGGGCCGCCGCCGCGACCAAGAAAGCUCCAGGCGGAGGAGGAGGAGCCGCCGCGGCCGUCGUCGUGCACGGAGGCUAGCUGUAGCUGAUCGACGGCCGGCGCGUGCAAUGGCGCGCGGCUGGAUGCGUUUUUGCGUGUGCACACGUACGCGGUGCGCUACCUAAGCUCGGUUUGUUGUUGUUUUGUUUAUCUUUUGAUUUGGUAGAGUACUAGAGUUUCCGUGUAGUUCUUUUCUCGGUGUGACGUGUUUACAUGUGUACAUGCUGUCCCUAGUGAUUAGAUUUUGUCUCGGCUUGGAACCAAGCGGCCAUAUAUAUAAUUGAUCAUGUUGCGUCUUACAAGCA
This is a messenger RNA of Brachypodium distachyon (stiff brome), 1177 nucleotides long. RefSeq lists its product as uncharacterized. The transcript has a single exon. Bases 345 to 911 code for a protein of 188 amino acids. Lineage: Eukaryota; Viridiplantae; Streptophyta; Magnoliopsida; Poales; Poaceae. The record is from RefSeq and is a predicted model, not a curated record.